AUAGAGAGCUUCACUCCCACUUCCACACAGUGCAUGGAAAAAAAACCUCAGACAUGGACGAGCCUGCACAAAAUGGCUCCUCACACACACUCACACUGACCACAGCCCGAGCACGUGAUCGAACAUGUUCCAGCUUUUCUUAAGGUGAACAGACGGGGACGCGUGAAAUCUUUGGAUUAUCCAUUACGCAUCCCACACUUGUGGCCACACUGCUGCUUUUAUUCUUUCGCAUCGCAGAGAGACAAGAUGAUGGAGAAACUUAAACGUGAGCGCGCCAGAAGUAGUGAGGAUGAGCAAAAGGAUUGCUGCUCACCGGGAUGCGACACUGCUGGGGAGGAGGGCGAGACGCACGGGAAACAGGAAGGCACGACCACCACCACGACGCGCACGACGUCCGAGUCUGCUGAGAGCGCGCGGAGAGGCGCCCACCUCCUCCUCCUUAAUGGCGUUGCCAAGGAAACGGCGCCCGGCGGCUGCGAGCCAAAACAGGAAGUGGCAGUGAUCGAGCUGGCCACGAGAGGCGAUAUAAAAGGCACCGAGUUGGAGGCGAACUGCAGACACACGGUGCAGACCACCGAGUUGCGCAGACCACCAGUUCCUCUGCCGCUGCCCCCGAGGGAGCCGCUAAACGAAGCCAAGCGAAUGGUGCAGCUGAGUCCAGCCGCAUUCCCUGCUCUGCCCGCCCGCGCCAUGCUCUACAGCAACAUGGCGCAACCGCUCGCCACUCUCAACAGUGGCUUCGCUGGGGACGCGGAGCAGUACGGCAUGUACCCCAGUAACCGCCUGAAACGCAGAGCUGCGCCCUACGAGAUUGAGAUCAACGAUGGUUCACAGACGAAGGUUGUGCGGCGCAUCUUCACAAACAGCCGUGAGCGCUGGAGGCAACAGAAUGUGAAUGGUGCCUUUGCUGAGCUGCGCAAGCUCAUCCCCACUCAUCCUCCCGACAAGAAACUGAGCAAGAACGAGAUCCUGCGUCUGGCUAUGAAGUACAUCAAUUUCCUGGCAAAGCUGUUAAAUGACCAGGAUGACCUGAUAGGUGGGGAGGCAGCAGCUCGUGUGCGGGAUGGACGGGAUGAGGGUCUGGUAAGGGAAGACCUCCUGCAAGACAUGCUGAGUCCAAACUCCAGCUGCGGGAGCUUGCUGGAUGGAGAUGGAAGCCCGGACAGCUUCACCGAAGAGCAGGACUCAUCGGUGGAGUCCAGAGCAUCUGGACGAGGACUGCACCACUCGGCCAUGACUGUGGACACCAGUAACCAGCGAUGACUGAGUGCUAAUAGAGAAAGAGACUUGAGCAAAUCACUGUGGUGUGGAUACAGAGCUUCAUGGAAGCUGAUAGACCUGUGAUGAUGAUCACGUUGUGUGCAGUCAUAACUGUCUUUUCCCCACUUUUCUUUAUGUCUUGUCCUCCUCUCCAUUUUGGACACUGCCCCUAUGGGUAAACACUGGUACGGGGAAUUGUAAUGGUAGCUUUUGGUCCAUGAGAUAAGAGUGCAUGGAUUUGAAACACAAGCCAGAUUUUCAGAACGGUACCCUUGCUAGAAUUCAGCUCCAUCAUUUGGUCAGGUACACUUGAUUUCACUUUUGAGUGAUUUUUAAAACGCUGUGUGGGGAAAAUCCAAUUGAAUAUCCGUGGGAUUUUUUUUCUUAAUCCUCCACCAGUGUGGGAAAUGUUGGACAAUACUAUUACUGGUGUUGGAGGCUGAUCAGACGAUUUAUUUGUACAGAACAUGAUUAUAAUAGACUCAUGUUAAUAACUGUACCCACAUAAGCAGCUAAAUUAAUGCAGAACAAAAGCUGCCAUUUUGUAAAUGGCAUUUAUAUAUGACCUUAUUUGAUAAAACCUACACAUUCAUCCGCACACACAAACAAAUAUGUAUAGCUAAGAAGGUUGUGAUGGUCAGAGGUACAAGUGUUACGCUCCAAAUGUACAUAAAUAAACAUAACAAUGUUGUACAUGUGUAUCUAAAGAACAUCUGUACUGUUCAUCUUCAUUGUUAUUAUGGUACAAUGAAUAACACCUCCUUUUCUUUUCCCCUGUCCUUCAUAUCCCGACCUAAAUCAUUCUUAAAGAAUCCAGUAAGUGUGUUAUCACUGUAUUUAAAUUUUAUCCAAUUGAUCUGCUUUUUCAGCAGACUAUUGAGUAACCAGUCUUGGUACCUUUAAUUCUUUUUUUUCUUUGUGUAUUAAAAAAAACAACAAAGCUGUUAUUUUAAUGUGAUAUUUAGUAGACAGACCUUUGUUGUAAGGUGAAGAUGAAAUCUAUCUAUAAACAUGCAAUGUUAUAUCUUACAGAAUUUUAUAGAACAUGAAAUAAAAAUGAACAAACAAA
This is a messenger RNA of Tachysurus vachellii, 2329 nucleotides long. It is a transcript of the gene tal1, whose product is annotated as T-cell acute lymphocytic leukemia 1. NCBI's taxonomy places the organism in Eukaryota, Metazoa, Chordata, Actinopteri, Siluriformes, Bagridae. The coding region runs from base 247 to 1263 and encodes 338 amino acids. The transcript has 4 exons. The record is from RefSeq and is a predicted model, not a curated record. Gene Ontology annotation, biological process: regulation of transcription by RNA polymerase II. Gene Ontology annotation, molecular function: DNA-binding transcription factor activity, RNA polymerase II-specific; protein dimerization activity; RNA polymerase II cis-regulatory region sequence-specific DNA binding.